AACAUUUCUUUCUUUCAUAGCAAAUGGCGGACGACGCCGGUGCUGCAGGAGGGGCAGGAGGAGGAGGAGGCGCUGGAGGAGGAGCUGCUGCCCGGGGCGGCUACCGCGGGGGCUUUGGCAGCGGAGGCCGAGGGCGUGGACGCGGCCGUGGCAGAGGACGGGGCCGAGGGCGCGGGGCCCGAGGAGGCAAGGCUGAGGACAAAGAAUGGAUUCCAGUUACCAAGCUUGGACGCCUGGUCAAGGACAUGAAGAUCAAGUCCCUGGAAGAGAUCUACCUUUUCUCCCUUCCGAUCAAGGAGUCUGAAAUCAUUGACUUUUUCCUGGGCUCCUCUCUGAAAGAUGAGGUUCUGAAGAUCAUGCCUGUUCAGAAACAAACCCGUGCUGGUCAGCGCACCAGGUUCAAGGCUUUUGUUGCCAUUGGCGAUUACAAUGGCCAUGUAGGCCUUGGCGUCAAGUGCUCCAAAGAAGUGGCAACUGCGAUUCGUGGGGCCAUCAUCUUGGCAAAACUCUCCAUUGUGCCAGUCAGGCGAGGCUACUGGGGCAACAAGAUCGGCAAGCCCCACACUGUACCUUGCAAGGUAACUGGACGGUGUGGCUCUGUCUUGGUGCGCCUUAUCCCUGCACCUCGUGGCACUGGCAUUGUGUCUGCCCCCGUUCCCAAGAAACUGCUGAUGAUGGCUGGUAUAGAUGACUGUUACACCUCAGCAAGGGGUUGCACAGCCACCUUGGGCAACUUUGCAAAGGCCACCUUUGAUGCCAUUUCCAAGACCUACAGUUACCUGACCCCUGACCUCUGGAAGGAGACUAUUUUUACCAAAUCUCCCUAUCAGGAGUUCACUGAUCAUCUGGCAAAGACUCAUGCCACCAGAGUGUCUGUGCAGAGGACCCAGGCAGCUGCUGUGGCAACUACUUAAGAGCAACUACUUUCUUUCAAUAAAGUAACAAAACCACCAUUUCUAAA
Molecule: messenger RNA, 961 nt
Organism: Sceloporus undulatus (fence lizard)
Lineage: Eukaryota; Metazoa; Chordata; Lepidosauria; Squamata; Phrynosomatidae
Gene: RPS2
Product: ribosomal protein S2
Exons: 7
Coding region: 24-914 (296 amino acids)
Biological process (GO): translation
Cellular component (GO): cytosolic small ribosomal subunit; ribosome
Molecular function (GO): RNA binding; structural constituent of ribosome
Source: RefSeq, a predicted model, not a curated record